Messenger RNA from Diabrotica virgifera virgifera (western corn rootworm), 2384 nucleotides. RefSeq names its product probable G-protein coupled receptor No18. The record is from RefSeq and is a predicted model, not a curated record. Lineage: Eukaryota; Metazoa; Arthropoda; Insecta; Coleoptera; Chrysomelidae. The coding region runs from base 277 to 1602 and encodes 441 amino acids. Gene Ontology annotation, biological process: adenylate cyclase-activating adrenergic receptor signaling pathway. Gene Ontology annotation, cellular component: membrane. The transcript has 6 exons. Gene Ontology annotation, molecular function: G protein-coupled receptor activity.
UCGCGGUUGUUGUAAUUUUUUACGUGAAAACCUCGCGUACCUUCCGAUAUACGAGGAGAAGUGAAAAAUUUGCGGAUACAACUAAAUUUGCGUGUUAUUCCGACGCGCUCGUGUGAAAUGUGUGGUGAUAUUGAAAAAUUUCUUUGCCGGCGCCUUGCUAUGUACUUACAUUCUUAAGGUGUGUUUAUAAUAUUGUUUAGUUUGUUAUGUUUUAUAAACAUGUUUAUAUUUCGUGGAUGUAUAAGGUCAGCAUUUUUUGUUAAGAAAUGACAAGGAAUGUCAAACGACACACCGGCGGCAGGUCUCACGAUCUCUCUCAACUUCACCAGUCCAGACGCCGUAGACACAUCCACCGUCGAGCAGUCCAGCAACUACAUCCAGCACAUCGCGCUGGCGAUCCUGCUGACCAUCGUCAUUUUGAUAGUCAUCAUAGGAAAUACGCUCGUCAUUUUGGCAGUGAUGACGACGAGGCGGCUGAGGACCGUGACGAAUUGCUUCGUGAUGUCUUUGGCGGUGGCUGACUGGCUGGUGGGCAUAUGUGUUAUGCCACCCGCAGUGGCGUAUACACUUAUCGGAGUUUGGGAAUUAGGUUGGAUUCUCUGCGACGUCUGGAUUUCGCUGGACAUUCUAUUAUGUACUGCUUCCAUCCUUAGCCUGUGUGCCAUUAGCGUCGAUAGAUACUUAGCAGUAACUCAACCACUUCGGUAUUCCAGAAAGAGAAGAUCGAAAAAACUGGCUUUAGGAAUGAUUAUGGUGGUUUGGAUAAGUUCUUUGCUGAUAUCGUGUCCGCCUAUAUUUGGAUGGUAUGAGCCAGGAAAGCAUGCAGGAAAAACGUGCCGAUAUAACAAAAAUACGGGAUAUGUAAUUUUUUCGGCGAUGGGUUCUUUUUUCAUUCCAAUGGUAGUUAUGGUUUACGUGUACAUAAAAAUUUCGUGUGUAGUCGCACAAAGACAUGACCAGCUCGCACAUAUUGAUACUGCCCAUCCACGAAAAAACCAAAAACUAAUUUAUAAUACCAGAGAAGAAUCCGAUUUGGAUCGAGGUUCUUCAGAAUGUGAAGAUGGCAACUUAAGGUGUUCGAGCAACCAUUCUCCAGAGCCAAUUCACAACGAUCAGCCAAAGAAGCAAACAGUCAUCCAGUCUCGAUCCCUCCGAUCAAACUAUUCCUUCAACCACGUUCCGCACGAGCCUCUGGCUCCAUCUAGAUCAGCCAGUUUAUACAGAACAACAUUCCCUUUGAGACAGGCGAGACCAGAGAGCCUAACACUAGACACCUCAGUCUUGAACUUCGAGCCUGCCUCCAGAGUAUCUUCCUUUCGGAGAGAAACCAAAACUGCGCAGACGCUAAGCAUCGUCAUAGGUGGAUUUAUCGCUUGCUGGCUUCCAUUUUUUAUAUUUUACUUGUUAACGCCGUUUAUAAACACCAAUGAAGUCAAUACUUUGAUUAUGUCGUAUCUAACGUGGCUGGGUUGGAUAAACUCAGCCAUAAACCCAUUCAUCUACGCGUUUUAUAGCCCAGAUUUUCGGCUGGCUUUUUGGCGGCUGACUGUCAAAAGGUUUACGAAAAGCCACAGGCAAAACAUGGCUCUCCAGCACAAAUAAGCGUACAUGUUUGUUUAGAGAACAUUUUUGAGUAAGCCUAUACGUGAGGGCUGUUCCCUCAUUAAAUAAUAAACAGAGGGGAUGAGAUUGACGCUUUAUUUUGCAUAUAACUCUGCACAAACUGUAAGAAGUAGGCCUCCGGUAAUCUCGUAAGCAAUUUAUAUGUUUUGUAUUCCAAUAGACUUAUUUUUAUAGAUUACUCGCAGAAUACUGAUAACGCAAUCAAAUCAGAUAUAAACCGAUUUUAUGAAUGUGAAAUAAACACAAGCACAAUGAUUAGUCAUCGACAAGUGCCAUUUAUAAUAUAACUCUCUUCCCGUAUUGCCUGUGGAUUUCUGAGCAACUCCGAAGCAAGGAUGACACUUAAAAUCAAUCUAUCAUUUUCUAAAAGCAUAAAGACGGUUUCCCAGAGAAUCCAGAAGGAAUCUAUUUUAAAUUGGACAAUUUCCAUAAGAGUCUAUUUUUUGCUGGAAUCACUUUAAGAUGUAGGUAUAUUGUAUCAAUAACCACGACAUGCGCCAGUCGCAAACCUCGUGCUUAAUUUUUUAUUAACAAAAUACGAAAAAAAUUGAAAAUUUUUGCUUUGUGCGCCUAUAUUUUUGCCUAUAACUUAAGAGAUAUGACUCCUACAAAAAAACAAUUUAAUUAGGAUCGGUUUAACAGUUUUUGGACCAUGGUAUCCACUGUUCACAAAAAAUUACAAAAUUGCACAAUUUUGCUGGCCCUCUAAACAAGCACUUCACAUAGUCGAUUUUUUUUGCAUAUAGUAUUUUUACUACAAA